CUUUACACUCCCAAUAGGUUUGGAGGAAUCAUCAGGACGUUAUACACACUUUGGAGGAUCAACAUAAUCAGGACCACAGCUCGACUAAAUGCAACAUUCCCUUUAGCUUUAAGAGGUCCAGAUAUCUGAGUGCAUCAUGGAUUUUGUGAUGAAGCAAGCGCUGGGCGGAGCCACUAAAGACAUGGGUAAGAUGUUAGGAGGAGAGGAGGAGAAGGAUCCUGAUGCCCAGAAAAAAGAAGAGGAGCGUCAGGAGGCUCUGAGACAACAGGAGGAGGAGAGGAAGGCCAAACAUGCUCGCAUGGAGGCAGAGAGAGAAAAGGUCCGACAGGCCAUUCGAGAUAAGUAUGGACUAAAGAAAAAAGAGGAGAAAGAAGCCGAGGAGAAAGCAGCUAUGGAACAAGCGUGCGAGGGCUCACUGACUCGCCCCAAAAAGGCCAUCCCAGCAGGCUGUGGGGCGGAAGACGACGAGGAAGGGGAGAGCAUACUAGACACCGUUCUCAAAUUCCUGCCUGGACCUCUGCAGGACAUGUUUAAGAAGUAACGGACACAAACGCUGAUUCCUACAGGAAUUCGGGUGCCGGGGGGAUUUUUUGCCAAACAGGUGAAAGGCUUUUCACUGCCUUGACAGAGUUUGAUUUACUCUUCUCUGAGGAUAGAAACACAAUUCAUAACCCGACAAAGUUUGGUCUUUUCACUGCCAUUCAGGUAUAGAUUGUUUACACUUUCUAUAGAUCUUUCUAUUUGUUUACUAGUGCAUCGCCAGGGUCUCUGAUAUUUUCUGCCUCAUAGAUUCUUAAUGAUCAGCCCCACAUUCAAAACUGAUAUUGAUCUUUUGUACGGGGAAAAUAUGUCUGUAAUUUUUUCAGUAAAGAUUUUACUGAUCAGUUAUGUUCAUGAAGCCAAGAUAUGUUGUCAUUUGUUCAAUGGGAGACACUGUUAUGCUAAUCACCUGAAUGCUCACAUGGUUCGCAGCCUGGCAGUUCUCAUUUGUUUAUGAUAUAUUAUUCAUUUAGAUUAUUUUCUUUAUAAACAAUCUUUUCUCCUAUCAGUUCCUUGUAGUGUGAAUUAGAACUUGGCCUGACCACAAGUAAUAUUCACAUACAUUUUGCCAGCAGAAGAUAUCAGGAAAAGCUCAGAACAGCAAAAAAUGGCACAGUUUGUCUUUAUAUAACCCGGACCAAAUUACCCAUACAGUUUUCAGGACGGUAUUGAAAUGACAAGAAUCUACAGAAGCUUCAAUAUGUAUUCAGAUGUCAAACACUGUUUCACUGAUGAUCUGAUGUUAGAUUACAGGUGACAAUCAGAAACAAAUCCAAGCGAAUUUUGGACGUGAGAAAUAAUUAUACAGCUGGUCUUAUAAAGAGCUCUCUCUUAUUUUUGUAAUAUUUGCUAUACAAUUUAAAAUUGACAAGUGCCCAAACCUAAAAACAAGAUAUACUACGGACUUUGGAUGUUGGUAUAUGUUUCAAAUUUUCCAAAAGUCUUAAUUUAAGAAAAAACACAAUGUGAACAAUUAUCAAGUAUUACUGCCAAAUUUGAAUCAUCGUUUUAGACAUCGUGUAUGAAAAAAUAAACAUGAUUCAAUCACAGCAGAAACACAAAAUGUAAAACACCAAAGAGGGACUAAAUUCAUUUCAUUUCUACGCCUCAGUAUACUUUGAGAUUGAUGCCAUAGUGCUAAAAUUCCAAUAAACAGAAUAUUAUGUAUAAUAUUUUCUUACGUUCAAUCAACAAGAAUGUUUUCUUCCUGCGGUGAGAGCAAAACUGCAGACAUCAUACUAGUUUAUUAAAAAUGCAAAUACAGUAUAUGGUCCAAAAAUGUCAUCUUAGUGCUGGCAUGUCUGAAGUGCAUUUUUAAACAGUGACUUUAAAAAAUAUAACAAUGCCUUGUUAUCUGAAUAAUUUAAUUAUGUUUUCAUGUUUGAAGCAUUGAGUAAACACUGCCAUUUGAUAAACAUGUUGACACUUCUUGUGGGUGAAAGGUUAAACGUUUACAUAACCGUUUAUUAAUACAGGGGUAUUAAAAGAGGCUCAUUUUGUAAAGAAAUACUCAACCGGGUGUUGUGUUGCAUGAUGAAAAAUAUAAACUAAGGGUUCGUUGAAUAAAAAUAAAGUUAGUAUAUGUAUGUUUUCCAACCAAUCACAUUUAAAUGUGACCCUUUUUAAACUAUUUUAGCAAAAUAUGUCAACUACAGGAAUAGACGUAUCUGUAUCCAUUAGGCUGAAUGUUCUGCGAUCGAAAUGCUUUUUAGAUUGUGAAAAUCAUUCAAAAAAUAGAAUAACGUCCAACUUUAAAGUAAACCUUCACUUUAGCGGUACCGAAGCGUGUUUUUUAAAUGAAUAUCUCUUAAGAAAGAAUGAGACUGACUUUUUCAUUUUUGUAGUCCUGAAGUGUUUUUCACUAGUCAAAGCCAUAUUGUUAGACUGCAAUAAGAAAUAAAAAAUACUACGUAGAUAAAUCACCCUGUAGUUAUGCAUCUGUUAUAUCUGUACAAAUGUGUUGAUAUCUAUUUAAUCUGUCUUCAUAGUAUGUCAGGAAGUGUAUAAGCUAUACACGGAUAUUUCUGUAGAGAGAGAAUCUUUUAAAAAGAUUGCUACUGUACUGUUGUAAUGUCAACUGUGUGUGCUAAAUGUAAGUGCGUAUUUAUAUGUGUGUCUGUAUUUGUCCGUGCUGUAAAAUAUGUUAUUGAAGCUGUUGAUGUCUUUUAAAUCAGAGCAGGCUGUGCCCGCUGUCAUGGAGACAGUGGAAACGGGUUGUAUGGGUCUUUAAUGUUUAUGUAUGCAUGCAGAUAAACUUUGCAUUAAAUACCAAAUCAGAACGUCCGGAUGUAAGAUGUUUGUGUAUUCCUGUCUGUCCCUGCAACAGAAUCCGUCUCCAUCUGUCUUAUGGGGGGUAUGGUAAAUUUAUCAAGCCUGUCAUUCAGGUUGCUGGUCGAAAUGUUAGUUCUGGAGAUGUUAGUUGUUUAUCAUUUGCAAUCUCAAACAAAAAUGUUUAGUACAAUAUUACAUAUUGGCGUAAAUGACAUCCAAUGCAGUGGUUCAUCCCUUUAUGCCAACAAUGAAAUACUGAGGCCACCAAAAAGUAUAGAACAUUUAAGCCACACUUUAAAAUGCAAAUGAUAAUAAAUGAAAUGAUAAUGCAACAACAAUCUUCAAUCAUUUAGACAAUUGAUUUUAAACUUGACCUUUCUUUGAAUUGUUUCCUGUGUUUUUAUAUGAUCGCUUAUAUUGUGUUACAUAAUCCAAGCAUGGUCGUACAUUGCAAGGGUCUUCUAAGUGUCCAAAUACUUUUGUAGGCUCUAUAUUUAGUAAUUCACAGAAUUCCCUCUUUAUACAUUCCAGCUGACAUUAAUUGCAUUGGGUAAUAAAUAACUGGGUAAAGGGGCUUACUGUGUUGGUGAUUCUCUCAUGUUUAGGAUGCUUUGGACUUUUAAUGUCCUAUAAAAUAAAAUGAUUUCUUCAUCUGUUCAUUUGACGUUAUUUGAAUGAUCUGGAGCGUGUCUUUCUUUUGGUUCAUCUUUUAAGUGUAAUCACAUAGUAUCCUAAUUCUUUAUCCUAGCGAUACAGUGCUCUGUCUUUCUUUCUUACUGAAAGGAACAGGAAGCUAUUAUGUAGAGUAAAAGAUUUCCCUCCAACUGUUUAUAAAUGAUUUAUUACUGACUUUGUUCUUUUAGAUUUCAGGGAUGAGCUGCAGAAUUAAUAAUGAAUAGAUGCCCAGUCAGAGAUUCUGUUUCAAGAACCAGAUUUUACAUUUGAGCGGUAUAAAAAUUGUUUAGUGUACAAAGUAACAAAUGUUAUGUUAUUAAAUGUUAAAUGUUAUUAGAAUGAAACAUUUUUAAAGCUUUAAGCAUUAACAUGUAUUAAUAUUGCUUGAAAAUAUGUACAAAUGUAUGGAAGCCCUGAACUGCAACAUUUAAUUGUGACAACAUUUAACAAAAAUUAAUUGUGAUGAGAGAAAGAAAAUUUUCAUUUUUUUCGCUCUUUCAAAUUUUCGCAAAAAAGAUUUGAAGAGCAAAAAAAUAGUUUUUAAAAGCAAAAAGUUUUGAAAAGCAAAAAAGGUUUUGAACAGCAAAGUUUUGAAGAGCAAAAAAGUUAUGAUCAGCGGAAAAAAAUAAUUUACUGCGAGAAAAAAAAUGUAAAGCUCGAAAAAAGUGUUUCAAGGAGAGAGAGAAAGUCCUUAGGCUCAGAAAGUAGACACUAUUUUUAUCCCCGCAAUGAUUUUAAUUCACAUUGCGGUUAAGGGCCACCGUAAAAAUGCUUACAGAGCUUAGAAAAUAUGAAAAUGGUUAUGAACAUUUUUUAAUACCUCGAACAACAAUUGUGCCCAAACCUUUUGUAUAAAGUUGCCGUUACUUCAUCAUCCUGUAUGCUUUUUACAAGAGGUGCUGUAAAUCAGUUUUUGUGCUAUUUGUAAGUAUCUGACACAUGAUCAGCAUUCUAUAUAUCAGAUUGCUUGAAUGUUAUAUUUCACAAAAAUGUUUAUGUCACUCUCAAUACAUUAAAGUGCAAUGAUUAACAUGCACUCAUUUCACGGCAAUCAGAGGAAAUGCCUGUGUUAAGGGCAACGUCUUGAAUUAGCACCAUAUCAUACUAUUAGAAUCAUAUUUUAAGAAAUAGUCGCUGUUUUCGCCCUUAAAACCAGUCAUUCCAUGUACAGUAUGUCCUUAAAGGCGGGGUGUCCGAUUUUUCUUAGCCGUUGUUGAUGUUCAAAUCACCAAAACAAACACACCCCUACCCCCAUCUUUCGCUUUCGUCAGCGCUCGGCUCGGCUAAUGUCCGUCCUGUGCACUGUGCACCUUACUGCUGAUUGGCUACAAGGUUGUUUUGGUACUCGGCCAGACUCGGGAAAUCGGUUACCCCACCUUUAAGUGAGAAAAUAUUAAAAUGGAUGAAUCGCUGCAAACGUAAUAAAAUACAAUCGUUUCUUAAGACCAACUGCACAAGCAGGUUAGGAAGCAGCAAACUCAUGACAGCGAACUCAUACAAUGAUCACUGACAUCAAGAAAUCUCAUUGUUGAAUACUGUCAGAGAACCGUCAAACUGCAGGCCAUAAUCGUCUUUCUUUUAUAAAUGUCAACACAAAAGUGAUGAGGCCCUAUCAUUUUCGGUUUUCAGUUGUUGACAUCUUAUCCAGUGUUGUUUCAUUUUGAGAAUAUUCAUGGUUGCUGUUGUUAAUAAGGCAAUUUUGUGGCAGUACGGAAUGAAAUACAGAAUGCAUGGGUCUAUUCGUUUCUGUUGUCAGGGACCUGAACGAAUUUGUAACAGCAAAUUUCAUCUACAACAGUAUUUGAAAAAGUUUCUUACACAUCUGUAAACUACUUACAUAUGAUGUAGUAUAAGAUUCCUUUUUGGUCAUUCUGAUGUGUGUUUAAGACUUGCUUUAUAAAAACAACUCAAAUGUUAUUACUUCAAAAGCAAUGAUUUUGACAUGAGCUAAAAGAAUACAGAACUGUUCUGUUAUAAAGUAAACCUGUAAGGAUCCUUGUUUAAGAAUGAACCGCAGUGCAGCCUUUCAGCUUUAUCCGGUUAGAAAUAAAAUGUUUGGCAUGUCUCUUAAAACCACAAAGAAAAACAUCGUCUUGGUUUUGUUUGAGAAUCACACUGAUGCUGUACAAUUUAAGUAACAUCUUAAGGCACAAUAAUAGAUGCUCAGUGCAUUUGUUAUUGCACUUGCUAACAAAAUUACACUUCUUAGCUUAAAAAAAAAACGUGAUAUCAAGCGCAAAUGUGGCUAAUGAGUGCGUAGUGCGUAGCUUUUUAUGCAAAUUUAUGCAAACACGCUGCCGUGGAUUUGCCUCUUUAAUCUUGUGUUUGGAAAACCAUUAAUAAAUAAACAGAAUAAGACAAACUGAUCAUCCAUCAUGUGCACUAAAUCAAUGCAUUUCAGAGUUACACAAAUGAAUGUCUUUCAUAUGUGACUACGAUAAAGUUGAGAGACAAUAUCAUCAGAAUAAAGAUGAUAAGCAUUCAAACAUUCAAGGUUUUUGAUUCAGGGUAUGAGUGUAUACAAUGUACAGAAUGAAUUUCUUUUCAUUGCAUGAUCUGUCAAAACAAAUCACUGUAAAUCUGUUACAUUGACAUUUUUGGAAAA
Molecule: messenger RNA, 6091 nt
Organism: Triplophysa rosa
Lineage: Eukaryota; Metazoa; Chordata; Actinopteri; Cypriniformes; Nemacheilidae
Gene: cplx2b
Product: complexin 2b
Exons: 3
Coding region: 137-541 (134 amino acids)
Biological process (GO): regulation of neurotransmitter secretion; neurotransmitter transport; synaptic vesicle exocytosis
Cellular component (GO): SNARE complex; terminal bouton
Molecular function (GO): syntaxin binding
Source: RefSeq, a predicted model, not a curated record